This is a messenger RNA of Periophthalmus magnuspinnatus, 462 nucleotides long. RefSeq names its product oxysterol-binding protein-related protein 10-like. The coding region runs from base 1 to 396 and encodes 131 amino acids. Gene Ontology annotation, molecular function: cholesterol binding. Gene Ontology annotation, cellular component: cytosol; intracellular membrane-bounded organelle; membrane. The transcript is spliced from 4 exons. The record is from RefSeq and is a predicted model, not a curated record. Lineage: Eukaryota; Metazoa; Chordata; Actinopteri; Gobiiformes; Gobiidae.
AUGAAUAUAGUGACCGCAGAGGUGAGACACAACCACACGGGGGCGGUAGUGUGCCGGGCUCAGGGCGAGUGGAAUGGUGUGUUAGAAUUCACCUACAGCAGCGGAGAGACCAAACUCAUGGACACACACAGACUUCCAGUGACCAGGAAACGGAUGAGACACGUGGAGAAGCAAGGCCCCCUGGAGUCACGGGCUGUGCGUUUGUGGCAGCAUGUGACCGAGGCUCUGAAGGCAGGAAACAUGGAUGAGGCCACAGAAAACAAGCACCACCUAGAGGAGAGACAGAGGAAUGAUGAGAGACAGCGAGCAGCCUCAAAAACGCCCUGGACCCCCAAACACUUCACCAAACAGGGCGAUGGCUGGACCUACAGCAGGCCUCUGUGGGAGACUCACUGACCAAGAUGCAGCUCAUUGUUCAAGGACUAACCACAAAAAAUAGAACUGGGCAAGAUCCAAGCCAGU